Molecule: messenger RNA, 7812 nt
Organism: Drosophila melanogaster (fruit fly)
Lineage: Eukaryota; Metazoa; Arthropoda; Insecta; Diptera; Drosophilidae
Gene: Hcf
Product: host cell factor
Exons: 13
Coding region: 148-4650 (1500 amino acids)
Cellular component (GO): chromosome; nucleus
Source: RefSeq, marked reviewed
UUCUUCUGUAAGUUCACCUCUAAUAAGUAAUUGCGUGUGUGAGAUGGACUACGCACCGUGAAAGGAAAUGCAAACCUAAUUUGUAGCUGUCUACAAUAAUCAAGUUAUAUAUAUAUAUUAUCAAAACAAUAAAUUGCUGGCCAUAAUAUGGAAGGCUCAGACUUUGUGGAUCCAGCCUUUUCUUCAGGAGAACGAAUAUCGGCAUCUGAUCUCAAUUCGGAGCAUAUUAUUCAGGCCGAGAAUCACAGUUUUGCUAAUCGAAUUUCUAUGGAUAUGGAUGUCCCUGAUGGGCACCAGCUGGACAGCAACUUAACCGGAUUUCGAUGGAAGCGAGUUCUUAACCCAACCGGACCGCAGCCCCGCCCGAGACAUGGACACCGUGCGAUAAACAUCAAAGAGCUAAUGGUCGUCUUCGGCGGCGGAAACGAAGGAAUUGUUGACGAGUUGCACGUUUAUAAUACUGUUACUAAUCAGUGGUACGUCCCAGUGCUAAAAGGUGAUGUACCGAACGGAUGCGCUGCUUAUGGAUUUGUUGUGGAGGGUACUCGCAUGUUUGUUUUUGGGGGAAUGAUCGAAUACGGAAAAUAUUCAAACGAGCUCUAUGAGCUACAGGCAACUAAAUGGGAAUGGAGAAAAAUGUAUCCAGAGUCACCAGACAGUGGGUUGUCACCGUGUCCUCGCUUGGGUCACAGCUUUACAAUGGUUGGUGAAAAAAUAUUUCUUUUCGGCGGACUAGCAAAUGAAUCGGACGACCCAAAAAAUAAUAUUCCAAAAUACUUAAACGACUUGUACAUACUGGAUACUCGAGGAGUUCACAGUCAUAACGGAAAGUGGAUAGUACCUAAAACAUAUGGGGAUAGCCCGCCACCACGAGAGUCGCACACAGGCAUAUCGUUUGCUACUAAAAGCAACGGAAAUUUAAAUCUUUUGAUUUAUGGUGGAAUGAGCGGCUGCCGCUUGGGAGAUUUAUGGUUGCUAGAAACAGACUCCAUGACUUGGUCGAAGCCGAAAACUUCAGGGGAGGCGCCGCUACCACGCUCGUUGCACAGUUCUACAAUGAUUGGCAACAAAAUGUAUGUCUUUGGUGGCUGGGUUCCCUUAGUGAUCAAUGAUUCUAAAUCGACAACAGAGCGUGAAUGGAAAUGUACAAACACUCUUGCUGUCCUUGACCUUGAAACAAUGACAUGGGAAAAUGUCACAUUGGACACUGUAGAGGAAAAUGUUCCACGUGCCCGUGCUGGCCACUGUGCAGUUGGUAUUCAAAGUCGUCUUUAUGUGUGGUCAGGUCGUGAUGGUUACCGCAAAGCAUGGAACAACCAGGUUUGCUGCAAAGACCUGUGGUACUUAGAGGUCUCCAAGCCCCUGUAUGCAGUAAAAGUUGCGCUAGUUCGCGCUUCUACUCACGCCUUGGAGCUCUCGUGGACUGCGACCACUUUUGCAGCAGCCUACGUUUUGCAAAUCCAAAAAAUUGAGCAGCCAUUAAAUACAAGCUCGAAACUGUUAAGCAACAACAUUGUUCAACAAGGAACCCCGACAUCUGCUGAAACUUCUGGAAUUAAUAUUUCAGCAAAUAGAUCUGGGAGUGCUUUGGGUCUUGGUGUCGAAGCCACAUCUACAGUCUUAAAACUAGAAAAGGAAUCUUUGCAACUGAGUGGAUGUCAACCGGAAACAAAUGUUCAACCAUCUGUAAAUGACUUGUUGCAAUCAAUGUCGCAACCUUCUUCCCCAGCGUCCCGUGCUGAUAAAGACCCACUUUCGUCAGGGGGUGGAACUACCUUUAACUUAUCAACAUCGGUCGCUUCAGUGCAUCCUCAAAUAUCUGUAAUCAGUAGUACAGCCGCAGUAACGGGCAACGACACAGCGUCCCCAAGUGGCGCCAUUAAUAGUAUAUUGCAAAAGUUUCGACCAGUUGUUACCGCUGUAAGAACGUCCACAACUACUGCGGUAUCUAUUGCUACCAGCACGUCUGAUCCCUUGUCUGUGCGAGUACCAAGUACGAUGUCGGCAAACGUUGUUCUCAGCUCUUCAAGUAGUACAUUGCGUAUUGUCCCAAGCGUAACUGCAUCGCAUUCACUACGUAUAGCUUCUUCUCAAGCAAGUGGCAACAACUGCCGGAGUAGCUCUGCAAUAAAUAUAUUAAAAACAGCUCUUCCAAACGUCGCCGUGCAAUCUCAGCCUACAUCAUCGACCACCACCUCCAUUGGUGGAAAACAGUACUUCAUUCAAAAGCCACUUACACUUGCUCCAAAUGUUCAGCUCCAAUUUGUUAAGACCAGUGGUGGGAUGACUGUUCAAACUCUUCCAAAAGUAAACUUUACGGCUUCAAAAGGAACGCCCCCACAUGGCAUAUCAAUUGCAAACCCACAUUUGGCGUCUGGUAUUACUCAAAUUCAGGGAUCGACAGUGCCUGGAAGUCAGAUUCAAAAGCCCAUUGUGUCCGGAAACGUUUUAAAGCUUGUAUCGCCGCAUACGAUGGCCGGUGGAAAAUUGAUUAUGAAGAAUUCAAACAUCUUACAGAUGGGCAAGGUAACUCCGAACGUAAUGGGUGGAAAACCAGCUUUUGUCAUAACUAAUAAACAGGGUACGCCAUUGGGAAAUCAGCAGAUUAUUAUUGUAACCACUGGUGGCAAUGUGCGAUCUGUUCCAACUAGCACAGUUAUGACAAGUGCUGGUGGCUCUGCAUCAGGGACAAAUAUUGUAAGUAUAGUUAACUCAACGUCGACCACGCCUAGCCCGCUGCAGGCAUUAAGUGGACAAAAAACUUUAAUAUCCAACCAAAGUGGAGUUAAGAUGCUGCGAAAUAUAUCAUCAGUACAAGCAUCAUCUUCAAUGGCAUUUGGGCAAAAACAAAGUGGCACUCCCAUUCAUCAAAAAACGGCAUUGUAUAUAGGAGGCAAAGCUGUUACCGUUAUGAGCACCAAUACAAGUAUGGCUGCAUCCGGAAAUAAAGUUAUGGUACUACCAGGAACAAGCUCAAAUAAUUCUCCUGCUACUACAACGGCGCUGAGUGCCAGAAAAAGUUUUGUUUUCAAUGCCGGAGGUAGCCCUCGGACCGUCACUUUAGCAACUAAAAGCAUUAAUGCAAAAUCUAUACCACAAUCGCAACCAGUGACGGAAACUAAUAACCAUUCAGUCGCUACUAUUAAAGACACAGAUCCAAUGGAUGAUAUUAUAGAGCAGUUGGAUGGAGCCGGAGAUCUGCUAAAGCUUUCUGAAAGUGAAGGCCAGCAUGGAUCGGAGGAGAAUGAAAAUAAUGGUGAAAACGCAACGUCUUCAUCUGCCUCUGCCCUGUUUACCGGAGGUGAUACGGCCGGGCCAUCGAGAGCCCAAAACCCUAUAGUAAUGGAACAUCCGGUUGAUAUUAUAGAAGAUGUCUCUGGCGUGAGCAGCACAACUGACGUUAACGAAACUGCAAUCGUAAGUGGUGAUACAAUAGAAUCGCUUAAGAUGUCGGAGAAGGAAAACGAUGAUGUGAAAUCUAUGGGUGAAAAAUCAAUAUUAUCCGAUGAUUGUCAUCAGCCGACGACUUCCGAGACGGAAGCGGCCACCAUCCUAACCACAAUUAAGUCUGCAGAGGCUUUAGUGUUGGAAACUGCAGAAAUAAGGAAAGAUCAUACCGGAUGUACUAUAGGUAGUUUGAAAGAAAAUCAAGAUGAAAAUAAAAAGUUUAAACAACGGCAAGAAUCUUCACCGUCUCAAAACAUUCACCAAUUCCAAAAUGUGGAUGGUUCACAAUUAGAGGCUCUUGCUUCUGCUGCGUUACUGCAAGCUGCAACAUCAGACACCACAGCAUUGGCGUUGAAAGAAUUGAUAGAGCGACCGGAAAGUGAAACAAAUACCAGAAGUAGCAACAUUGCUGAGAUUCAACAAAAUAAUGUUCAAUCCACCUUAGCGGUCGUGGUUCCAAACACCUCCCAAAACGAGAACCAAAAAUGGCACACAGUAGGUGUGUUUAAGGAUCUUUCUCACACAGUGACUAGCUACAUUGAUUCGAAUUGUAUUAGUGAUUCUUUUUUUGACGGUAUAGAUGUGGAUAAUCUUCCAGAUUUCAGCAAGUUUCCACGCACCAAUUUGGAGCCUGGAACGGCUUACCGUUUUCGACUGAGUGCUAUCAAUUCUUGCGGACGAGGAGAAUGGGGAGAGAUAUCAAGUUUUAAAACCUGUUUACCAGGCUUUCCGGGUGCCCCCUCAGCUAUUAAAAUUUCCAAGGAUGUCAAGGAGGGCGCUCACUUAACAUGGGAACCACCACCAGCUCAAAAAACUAAGGAGAUAAUUGAAUAUUCAGUAUACCUUGCAGUUAAGCCUACUGCCAAGGAUAAGGCGUUGUCCACUCCACAAUUAGCUUUUGUGCGGGUUUAUGUAGGUGCGGCAAAUCAAUGCACAGUGCCGAAUGCUUCACUAUCUAAUGCACAUGUGGAUUGCUCAAAUAAACCAGCAAUUAUAUUCCGAAUCGCUGCUCGCAAUCAAAAGGGCUAUGGACCUGCCACCCAAGUUAGAUGGCUGCAGGAUCCCGCGGCAGCGAAACAGCACACACCCACAGUUACGCCAAAUCUAAAACGUGGACCAGAAAAAUCAACUAUUGGAAGCAGCAACAUAGCAAACACCUUCUGUUCACCACACAAGCGUGGACGCAACGGAUUGCAUGAUUGACAUACCGAUUAGUAGCAUAAUCACUCAUAUAUAGGCAUAUAAAUUAUGGGUUAAAUGUAAAGUAUGCUAUUAGCUUUUCCGUUUUUACAGCUUCCAAUAGACUUUACGCUGAAUUCAAAAUGAUUACAACGAAACUUGAAUAUUAUUGCUAUUAAUGCAGUUUUCUAAGAGACUGCUAAUUGUGUAUGAUGCAUGUAACAUUAAUCCAGUUUGGUUUGCUUUAAUGACGAAAAUAAUAAAUUGACGUCGACAAUUUUAAGUAAACAUAAUAACAUAACAAACAUAAUAAUAUAUAAUAUUUUCCUUAUCAUGAACUCUACAACACUCUAGUGUAUAUGUAUGCUAAUCUUCGGUAAAAUAAAAGUUAAUUUAAAAAAUGUAAAAUUAUUUACAAUAAUAAUACUUUUGAAAUAAAAAUAAAAGAGAACCUUGAGAUACAUACGUUCGGACGGGCACUGUUUAACGACUCGACUGAUUCAGAUCAAGUAUAUAUUUGCAAUUUGUGUGCCUUCCUUCCACAUUACAUAUUUUUAAUAGACUCAUCUUCUACUCUAGAAAUAACGGUUGUAAUAAUGGCUAACACCCACCCCAAAAUGAAAUUGAGCAACUACUAUUUUCCAAUUAUCAUAUGGAAUAUCAUAUUCUUUAGCCAUCCAUUAAUAUAAUAUUUAUAUUUUUCUCCUAAUCUCCAACGGUUUGCUUAUUUUAGAUAAAAUGAAAUUACGUCUAUGUUUUGGAUGCACAUUAUUUGGUUACCUGUUACCUGAUGUGAUUUUCAAUUUAACUAAGAAAAUAUAAUAUCUAAAAUUUCUUAUUGAAAUUUCUUUUCUACGACAUACAUACGAGUAAAAUACGAGUACAAUAAUACAAGUGUCUAGCUUCAGGUGUUCAGAAGUUAUUGGCGUCUGAAAUUCAGGUAUUGAUAGUUUUCGCUCAAAACUACCGGGUUUUUCAAAAAGUCGUAGAACAAAGGGUUCUAAUAUCAAGUUUUUAAGGUAGAAAAAUGAUUAUGAUUUUUAAAUAUCGUUUUCUUGCAGAUAGGUUAGAUAGUUAGAUAGGUUAGUUUUAAGGUUUAAGGUUAGUUUUAGUUUUAAAAUUUUUUACACAAUUACUUUGUAAUUGAUUUUACACGCCAUCAGACUUAAUAUUAAAAUCUUUACUGUUAUAAUUUCCCUGACUUAUCUCCAGAACCUUAUAACUUUUAUAGAGUUUGUUUAAAUUGUUUAUAUUGAGUAAGUGUAUAAGUGCAUAUUAUUGAUCAGGAUCAACAGCCGAGCCGAUCUGGCCCUGUCCGUCCGUAUAAAACUAUAAAAGGUGAAGGUUGAGAUUAAGCAUACAGAUUCUUAUGACAUAGACGCAGCGCAAGUUUGUUGACCCAUGUUGUCUCGCCCAUUCUAACGCCCACAAGCCGCCCAAAACUGACACGCCCACAUUUUCGCAAAAUGUUUAGAUUUUUCUUCGUUUUAUUGUUUGUCUUGCCAAUUUAUAUCGGUAUACCAAAAACACGCCCCUUACAAAACGGUCACGCCCACACUUUUGAAAAAUUUUCAAAUGUUUCCCGUUUAAUUCCCCAAUAUCUAUCGAUAUCCCAAAAAAAUUAUGAAAUUUCGCGUUUCCAUUUCCACCUGCUGUGUAACGGGUAUCUGAUAGUCGGAAUCUCGCCAGUGUCAUAUCAAAGACACUAGAAUAACAAGAUGCGUAACGCCCAUACACACUGGUUUGGCACUAUGCAGCCACUUUUUUGCUGACGGCCAAAAUUUCUCUCUUUCCGCUCCCAAAAGAAGAUAUUACAUUGAGAAAUAAAUAUUUCAUAAAAAUAAUACGUAGUAGAAAAUAAAAAUUUAUAAAAUAAAUAAAACUAUGAAAACUUUACUGUAAAAGUCAUAUCUUGAGGCACGAAGUGCGGACACAAGCACUCAACAAUCAUUGCCUUAUGAAUUUUUCACACGUCGAAAGCUGAAUACUCUAAUGAAUAUAAUAAUAAUAUAAAGUCAUUUUUGAAAUUUAUUUUGUGAUAUGAUUCGGCUAUUACUAUUUCUAAGCUAUAUUUAAAUAAUAAUAACAUUAAGGCAAUGCUAAUCAAGAAUUUUUCGCAUGGUGCCAAUUGAUCAAAAAUAAUAUAUAUUUAAAGUCUAAGAACUAAGGUGAAGGGCAUAUUUUGUUAAAUUUACAAUGCAUGAGCAUACGUGUGCACUCAUACAGUUGUCUGUAUGUAUACAGUACCACUGUAUGCGUAGAAAAGAGCUGUUCGCUGUAGCGCUCCCCGCUCUCUCGCUCUCGAACACCUCUAGAGCCACCGCGAAAAAAUCGUGUGCCAAAAAAUCGUAUAGCGUUACGCCAUUCUAGUGCCUUUGGUCAUAUCUCUAUGUGACGGACAUCAGUUUCAUUCAUUUUUUACAAGAAUGAAACUAUAAUAAAAAAUUAUAUUGUCUUAGCUGUAAAAUUCUUAGUGAAAGAAAACGGAUCCUUGUACAAUAAUAAUAUCCUUGUACAAUUUAUUAUAAUUGAUAAAUUUGAAUAUAACUUGCCUGCUGAUACCUACCGAUAUGCCUAAAAUAUUAAACUGAUAUUCCAAAACCUGAAAACUAAAAAUUUGCAUUAUUUUUUCGAACCCUCGCUUGAAAUAUGCAAAAUUCUUGUUUAUAAUUUUAAGAUCUACAUAACAUGAAAUUCCAUGUGAAAUCCCAUUGUCAAUCAAAUGACAACGUUACUAAUAUUAUCUAAAGAACUAGUGUUACUGAAAAAUUAAUGUGUACACCCCUAUUAUGUUGACUUUUCCAGUCAAACCACUAACCGUAAAGCGACUAACAGGAAAAGUGCAUGAUAUUUUCAAUUUGAAAAUUGAAUAAAGAAACAGGUAAACAGCCAUUGCCGAUGUCUUUUAAGAUACUUUUGUUUGACAACAUAAAUAAACCGAUCCCAUUUCGUUAUUUCAUAUAAUUCAUAUUUAAUCACAAUUAUAAAUAGUAUUCUACCGAAUGAUAUGACUAUCACAUACCCGUUAAUAACAUUAAGAGUGCAAGAGAGGUGAAGAAAAUGAUCCCGGAUCUCGAUCAUAUGGACAGAUGGAUGGACAAAACGAAAAGACUAGUAAUGUUGAUCAAGAAUAUACCUUGGAAACGCUUCCUUGUAAUUGUUGCACAUUUUAUAACCGAGUACGUU